Rhipicephalus microplus (southern cattle tick) is the source of this 3273-nucleotide messenger RNA. RefSeq names its product sperm-specific sodium:proton exchanger. NCBI's taxonomy places the organism in Eukaryota, Metazoa, Arthropoda, Arachnida, Ixodida, Ixodidae. The record is from RefSeq and is a predicted model, not a curated record.
AUGAUGGAGUACAACAUGGCCAUUAUGCGCAACCAGUUCGGCCGCCUCUGGUGCUUCAUCCUGGGCGCCCUGCAGACUUGCACCGAGCGUGUCUCCGUCGCCGACAGCCUGCUCAACAAAGGCAAGCACCCAAUGAUCGCCACCAUCCUGAACGUGGAGACCCUGGUGAGCGCCAUCUUGUCCUGGGACAUCUUGAGCAUCAUCAUCCGCCAAGCCCAGAGCCACAAGCGCAUCAGCGUGCUCCCACUUCUGCUGGAGAUGAACGUGUCUAUGGUUCUUAGCGGCGCAUGUGGCCUGCUGUGCGCGUUGCUGGUGAAGGCGACGCUGCAUCGCUGCCGUUUCAACCCGCAGUGCAUGGUCGUGUUCAUAGUGGCCUCUUCGUAUGCCCUGUUCGCUCUGCUCAAGUUGUACGGGGGCUGCGGCAUUCUGGGCGUCAUCUUCUUCUGCGUCAUGGUUAGCACUGACACGAUCAUCACCUCAACGGAGCUUGAGGAUGAGCUGAAGAGGUAUUGGGAGGUGCUCCACGAUAUCAGCGAGGUGAUAUCGCUGCUGCUGUGUGCCCUCUACAUCGGCCACGAGAUCACGCCCAAUGUAAACGCUUCUGACCUGCACACCUCGUUUCUGACCUACCUAGUAGCCGUCGCGUCCCGUUCCGUGGCGGUGGUGUGCAUGCUGCCGUUCCUGUCGUCGGUGCGCUCUUCCUCGCGGUUCGUCCAGGCGUUGAUCCUCAUCUGGAUGGGCAUGCGAGGCUCCUACCGCAUCUUCCUCGCCGUACACUACCUGCGACUGCUCAACGUCUCCAUUGGGGAGGCCACACGGGGAAUCGUCCACGUCGCCAGCGCCAUGAUUUUCGUAGACUUGAUCAACGUGAUGCUGUUCGAAAACAUCCUAACCCUCAUCGGUGAGUUCGCGAACUUUGAUGGUGUGGACCUGUGUAGCAAUUUACAGAAUUCUAUAAUCCGGCGCUCUUCUCUCUUCGGGAAACGUUGUAUAGGAUACGUGAGCGACUCGGAGUUGGAGCGGCUGACGCUGGCGAACGCACUGCGUUACCUACGCCACAUAUCACGCGGGGCCGCUCACGCUGAGCGAGCCGAGGCGAGGUUCGUGCCCGUGGACUGGCGCUGGGUGACCGGACGCACCUACAUCGCCGACCUGCGCAAACCGUCGGCCAAGGGACCAGCCGCCCUGCAGCUGGCCGCCAUGAGGGAAGCCGACGGAAUUGGGAUCGAGCAAAUACACGAAAACUUGAGCACCGACCAGGAAGUCAUCAACAUGAAGGCUUACGAGUUUGCCAUCGAAAAUGCCAUCCGCAUACAGAGGGUCAGCUACCAGAAGCAGUACCGGGCUGGUAUGAUUCAAAAGAAGACCGAGGCCCGCCUUCUCGCUGCAUUGCAGUACCCAUAUGAGAGCAAAACAUAUCUCAACAUUGACAUGAUCCGCCAGCUGAUUGCGGUGCCUCCCUGGAUCAACUGGCUGAAGUCUGUGCUGAAGAGCGGCAGCGGCGGCGACGACUUCGGCUGCGAGGGCCUCGCCGACCGGGGCGAAGGGGGAGAGCACUCGUUCGAGAUGAGCUUCCGCGAGCGCGUCAUCGAGGUGUUCGAGCACCCUCGCUACGAUCUGGUCCAGUGCUCGGUCACUCUCGGCGCGGCCGCCUGCCUCGGCGGAGUCCUGCUGCUUCCCACGCACGGGCACCGCCUGGGACUGCUGGCCAUCGAACUGCAGGCCGCCUACCUGGCCGCGUUCGUCAUGGAGAUGUCCAUCAUGGUAUACGCUUACGGCCAGCGUUUCGUGCGCAUCGAGCAGUACAACCUGCGGGACUUGCUGCUGGUCGGGCUGUGCGGCGGGCUGUUCUUUCUCCAGCUACUGCUCAGGGUGGUCGACCGAGUCCUGAGCGAAGGCGUCGUGGGCACGACGCUGGCGACGCUCUUCCUGUGCGCCAUGCUCGCGCGUCUGGCGCACUUGACGCAGUACGCCGAGGAGCUGUGUGAAUGGGUGCUCGACCUGGUCAACCAGUACAUGGACUCGAUCAUUUACACGGCCUACGAGACUGGCCUGGCGCUCAUCAAGGGGGAGGAGGACGUGCGAGAGAACAUCUGGAAGACGGUGGACGAGUUCAUGGCCGACCAGAUACGCUGUCACGCGGGCGAGAACCGCCUCGAGCUCCUCCGGCAGGUGGUGGAGGUGCACAGCAAGUACCCGGGCGUGGCGGUGGCCUUCAAGAGCCGACAGGCCUGUCAGAGCAUCCUGAACGACGUGCGGCGACACAUCGACGAGCUGCUGCACAACGGCGCCAUCGACACCGCCGAGCAUCGAAAGAUGAUCACGGCCGCCGAAGAAGCGAUGCAGCAGGUGAUGUCCGCACCGUACAGCUUUCCCAGCAGCUACAAGCCCAUCUCGGUGCUGCGCGCCGUGCCAUGGAUGGGCACCGAUCAGCUCAGACAGUUCCUCGCGAUGACCAUCCGGCCGAUGUCCUACGAACCCGGCGAGGGGAUCAUACGCGAGAACGAGGACUCCUUUAUCGUCGUCGCCACAUCGGGUAUUGUCAAGGUGUCCGGCGAGGUGGCGGAGAAUGUGGACGGUGCUCUGCCCAACACGGCGUCGUUCCUGUACUUCUACAGCGACGGCUACUUCGAAGACUACAUCCUGGCUCCCGACAUCAUCGGUACGCUGAGCAUAGUCUCGGACGAGCCUUGCGUCACCACGGUCACAGCAGAGACUGCCGUCAACGCCUACCUGAUCCCCAAGGAGCGGCUUCUGGAGGCCCUGGAAGUGUUCACCGCGUGGCCCAGCUUCCGCUACCAGCUGUGGUACUUCAUCUGCUCCACGCUGAGCACGCCCCUGUUGCAGUCGCAGCCUCAGUAUCAGACGUGGCCGACGGAGAAAGUGAACAACCGCCUGGAGCGUAUGCAGAUGCCGGACCUGAUGAACGCCAAGCAGUUCCACGUGAGUCCGGACAUCGAGGACCUGCUGCUCAUCCAGGGUCGCAUCAUGGACGCCACCACGGAGGAGGAGUACCUGGCGCCUAUGUACAUACCACGCACCGUCACCAAGAUCAUCUUCCCGGGCGAGGUGUACAGCCGGCCGUGUCCCGUGAUGGUGAUCAUCGCCAACCAGCAGUACACGCUGCCCGAGGAAGUGGACUGGGUGCUGCGCGAACAGCGACACGGCGACGAGAAUCAACAGCGCGCCGCAGCCGCCGGCUUAUUUCCCUACGACGAUAUGACUCACCUGUCAAGGGCAUCCGCUGGGAGGAAACUUGGAGAGUCCGAGUGA